AUGGCUGCUGUAAUGAUGCAUGCUUUUGUCCAGUUGUGGAGCAGGAAGUCUGGAAUGUCUAAGUCAAAAGAAGUAUUCAUUGAAACAGUGGAAGGAAAGAAAAAGAUUAAGCUGGUGCUCUAUUUCAACAAUGGCCAAUACAAAAUUUUUCGACUAAGUAACAAUAUAAAAAAUGUGGUCCUUAGCUCUUAUGGAGAAAAGCAAAAUCACCUGCAUUUAACUUUCCAAAACAAUAGCUUCUUGUUCAUUGACAAAUUAUCCUCCCCUGAUGCUGAACAGUUAAAGUUAUUCUUAGACAGAGUUCAUGAAAACAAGAUUCAACCAGGCAAGAGACCUCAUAUGCAUAUGGAUGUCCUUGCCAGCACAACAACCGAGAAAGAAGUCCACCAGACUUCAUUUUACAAAGUCUUAAAGAAAUCAAGAUAUUUACUUGCGGAGACAGGAAAGGGAAGUGAAAAACCUGCCCUUCAGAAGAUACCUUUGCUUAUGUCAAAAUCAUCAACACCUAUUUACAAAGGGUUAUUAGAGAAUCUAAGGAAGAGGAAACAAAUGUUAUCAUCUAAGUUAGAGAUGAAUGAGAAUACCCUGAAAGAAAACAUCACAAAGGAUAAGAGAGAUGCCCUCAGGUAUAUAAGGCACAAAUGGGAGAAACAAUUGAAGUUAUUGAAGUUUGAGAGUUUAAAAGGGAAUAAGAAAUUGGAAUUUGGAUCUUCAGCUACAUCCAACUCUUUUGGAAACCCUGACCUAGGUGCCGCGGGUCUUCUCCAAACUCUGACCGAGAAAACAUUUUUGGCUUUUCUGAUCGGACCAAAUAAAAGUCUGAGUGGCCCAGAAUGGGAAAAAUUGAGGCUGUCUUUUGACUUAUACCCAGAGAAAUUAUGGCAAGGCCUCCCAAAUUUGGGAAACACCUGUUAUAUGAAUUCAGUCUUACAGUGUCUAUUUUCAAUUCCAUCGUUUGCUGAUGAUUUACUUUAUCAGAGUUUCCCAUGGAAUAACAUUCCCCUUGAUGCUCUUAGCAUGUCCUUGACACAGCUGCUUGUUUUGAAAGAUAUUUAUAACAUAAAAGUCAAGGAGUUUUUACUUUUGAAUAUUAAAAAAGCCAUUUCAACAGUUGCAGACAUGUUUUCUGGCAACAUACAGAACGAUGCUCAUGAGUUCUUAGGUCACUGUUUCGAUCAGCUGAAAGAGAGCCUGGGAAGAUGCAACACAGUCUGGAAGACUACAAGCGAAUUGCAGGAAGAAAAUUCACCUCCAGAAAUUCGCACUGAUGAGGAUGCCACCAAAGAGCUGUUUUGUCCUGUCAACAGUAAUUUUGAGUUUGAAUUGCUGCGCUCUAUUGUUUGUAGUGCUUGCGGUCACGUUGUCCUCAAGACAGAACUGAACAAUUACUUGUCGAUCAACCUUCCUCAAGGACCAAUACGAUCUUCUUCAUCUAUUCAGUCUAAUUUUGAUCUUUUCUUUGAAGCAGAAGAGCUUGACUAUAAUUGUGGAAAGUGUAAGCACAAGGUUUCUGUUGGAGAACACAAAUUUAGUAGACUACCCAGAGUCCUUAUUGUUCAUCUGAAACGCUAUACCUUCAAUGAGUUGUGGUCCUUAAUGAAGGAUGACCAGGAAGUCAUUGUUUCCGAGUAUUUAAAUCUGACCGCUCAUUGCAGUGAAAGCACUAAACCACCUCUUCCCUUGAACAAGAUUGUACAUACAAGGGAUUGCGGAGUAUUGAAACUUUUUCAAAAGAUGAAUCCUGGAAGCCUCAGCUCAUUAACAUCUUCAAUUAAGUUGACCUUGGAAUGCAAGGAUUCCCUGGCACAACACAUUCGAUCAGACGAGUCAGGAUCAGGAUGGGUCUUUAAAAGGGCGAGCAGACAAGAGGGAAAAGAACUGAUGAAAAUGGCUAAACAGAAUAUAAUGCAGUCAAAAUUGUUACGCUUAAAACAGAAGGCACUCAUUGAAAGAGAGCUGUUAGCUAGCUCAAUGAUGUAUCUAGGAGACACCUCCUUUUCUCAGAUGUUUCAAAGAGAUAGAGGUGAAUUCACCAGCAGUUCAGACACAGGAGACGUACAUGUUGCAAAAGAUCAUUCUGAAGAAGUUUCUGAAGAUCCUAAAAAGAAGAAAUACAAGCAAACCGAUAUGUUUGGAGGUUUUGAUAGGGUCACUGAGCUUAUCGAAAAUUUUCAUGAAAAUCACAAAGCCGGAAUUCCAGAAGAAAUUGAAAAUUUUGAUGAAGAAACCCUGCUGUGUGACGAGAUAAUGAUCUAUGAUGAAGUCCUUGAGCCUGAGCAGGCACCUCUUGGAACUUUUCCAGACCUAGUUCCCCAGAGUCACACAGAGGACUCCAGUCCACCCACAAAAGUAAAACUCCAAGAAGGUACUGUGACAUCCUCUGAGCAGGUACUACCUGGAAGUUUUAAACAGCUAGUUCCUCAGAGUCACACAGAAGACUCCAGUCCACCCACAAAAGUAAAUUUCCAAGAAGAUAUUGUGAUGUCCCCUGGGCCUCAGCAGGCACCACUUGGAAGUUUUACAAAGCUAGUUCUCCAGAGUCACACAGAGGACUGCAGUCCACCCACAAAAUUAAAUCUCCAAGAAGGUAUCGUGAUGUCCCAAGGUGUGUUAGAUUCCAAUCAGAACCCUGGAAAGAAAGGCAUUUUAGAUAAGAAGACAGAGUCUGAAGCCACAGAACCAAAAAGAAAUGACAAUAAGGACGAUCGUUACACUUAUCGGCUCAUUGGUAUUGUCAACCAUCUUGGGAAGACUCCAAAUUCAGGCCAUUAUCUCAGUGAUGCCUAUGACUUUGACAGGCAGGUCUGGUUCACUUACAAUGAUAUGCAGGUGUCAAAUAUCCAAGAGGCCCUGAUGCAGGAGACUAGGCUUAGCACCGGAUACAUCUUCUUUUACAUGCAUAAUAAGAUCUUUGAAGACCUGUUGAAAAGGCCAAAAAACUCCCAGGUUCCUAGCAAGGAAAAAGGGAUGACCCCUCAGGAGAAAUAA
This is a messenger RNA of Nycticebus coucang (slow loris), 2988 nucleotides long. It is a transcript of the gene USP26, whose product is annotated as ubiquitin specific peptidase 26. Gene Ontology annotation, molecular function: cysteine-type deubiquitinase activity. Gene Ontology annotation, biological process: protein deubiquitination. The coding region runs from base 1 to 2988 and encodes 995 amino acids. The record is from RefSeq and is a predicted model, not a curated record. Lineage: Eukaryota; Metazoa; Chordata; Mammalia; Primates; Lorisidae. The transcript has a single exon.